AGCAGCUGCAGCUGCAAGUAAAGUUAGAUACAAUUUAUGAACAAGUUCAAUCAGCGAUAUGCUUCUCAUGCUAUAAUAUUAGCAGCUGUAUUAUGGGAGAUAUUGUUUUGCAGACAGCAGCAUAAUGUAAGAGAACCUUUCUGCAUUAAACCAGAUGUCUACGACUUCACACGCGUUGGGGACUUAAACAUCCUGUCCAUUUUAUGGCUUACCGAGUUGUUGUAUCUUGGGACAAUGCUAGGGCGCCCCUUGGGGCUGGGACAUCCACGGAUUCGGACGAAGCUUGGUCCACCUCAUCUAGUGAAGCCAGGAUCAAGGAUGAGCUUAGCGGAAGAGCAAUGUCUCGCUGUCCAACGCCGUCGAUUCCUUAUAGAUAGUGGGCUCUGUCAGAUUGAUUGCUGCGAGUGCGAUUCAAUCGUCGAACCCUUGCCUAACAGCGAACCAGUAUGAUAGGCUGUAGCAAUACCUGAGAUCGGUAUCGCUGGCCUCUCAUCAUAUUAUCAUUCUUUUGUCUUUUCAUUGUUCUCGCAUCCAGCCAAUAUUAUGACGGCAACA
Trichoderma harzianum CBS 226.95 is the source of this 555-nucleotide messenger RNA. RefSeq lists its product as hypothetical. Bases 37 to 450 code for a protein of 137 amino acids. The transcript has 2 exons. NCBI's taxonomy places the organism in Eukaryota, Fungi, Ascomycota, Sordariomycetes, Hypocreales, Hypocreaceae. The record is from RefSeq and is a predicted model, not a curated record.